Molecule: messenger RNA, 597 nt
Organism: Exophiala dermatitidis NIH/UT8656
Lineage: Eukaryota; Fungi; Ascomycota; Eurotiomycetes; Chaetothyriales; Herpotrichiellaceae
Product: synaptobrevin like ykt6
Exons: 3
Coding region: 1-597 (198 amino acids)
Biological process (GO): endoplasmic reticulum to Golgi vesicle-mediated transport
Cellular component (GO): Golgi apparatus; membrane
Molecular function (GO): SNAP receptor activity
Source: RefSeq, a predicted model, not a curated record
AUGAAGAUCUACUAUAUCGGAAUCCUUCGAAAUGACCCGGUUCCCGCCACCGAGUUGGCCGUUGAACGCGACCUAUCGUCCUUCUCCCGCUUCACUCGAGACAGUUACGGCGAGUUCAUGACCAUGUUCGCAAAGACAGUGGCGGAACGCACCAAACCGGGCGUGCGCCAGGACAUUGAAGAGAAAUCAUAUACCUUCCACGCCUACGGCUCGAGUCAGGGUGUGGCAGGCAUCAUCAUCAGCGACGCCGAAUACCCAGCCCUAGUGGCACACCAAGUGCUUUCCAAGAUCGUUGACGAGUUCACUUCACAAAACCCGCGGUCCAGCUACGCCAGCCCCAGCGUCACGAGUCGACCGUUCCCCCAGCUCAAGGAGUACUUGGUCAAAUACCAGGACCCGCAUCAGGCAGACAGCAUCAUGAAGGUCCAGCGUGAACUGGACGAGACCAAAAUUGUGUUGCACAAGACCAUUGAGAGUGUUCUAGAGCGUGGCGAGAAGAUUGAUAGUCUGGUAGCCAAGAGCGACGGACUGAGCGCGCAGAGCAAGAUGUUCUAUCAACAAGCCAAGAAGCAGAAUUCUUGUUGUGUGGUUAUGUAA